Messenger RNA from Volvox carteri f. nagariensis, 3710 nucleotides. RefSeq lists its product as uncharacterized. The record is from RefSeq and is a predicted model, not a curated record. The transcript is spliced from 4 exons. NCBI's taxonomy places the organism in Eukaryota, Viridiplantae, Chlorophyta, Chlorophyceae, Chlamydomonadales, Volvocaceae. The coding region runs from base 1 to 2535 and encodes 844 amino acids.
AUGGCUAAGGAACAAGCCAACGCCGGGCAGGUCGCCAACGGCGGUGCUGCCAAGCUGGAUGAUGGCGCCAAGGGCACCAGUGGCUCAAGCGACGCAGACGCCGCCGCAAAGGAUGCUACAAGGGCCAUGCUGAAACAGCUUAUAGUCGCCGGUGCUCCCUUUGCCCGCCCUUUGACUUUAGCUGCUGCCGGAGCCGGGCGGAUUUUACAAUACAACCCAACAAUCCCCGCCAUACAACCAUUUUGGCAGGGGUUUGACUAUGUGCGGCUGACACUUUGCAGUGCCGAUACCAGGCAAAAGUAUCAAAAGUACGACAUGAUAAAGCUCAGCGCCGUACAUUUCUCCAUGCACGAGGAGAUUCUUAAAGCGCGCCAAACGGCCCUCCUGCUAUUCGAUGUGGACCGGUCUGAGCUUCUGGGGGUGUGGAAGGCGGUUGAAACUGUCGGAGACGGCAGCAACACCUACAUCACCUGGCGUGUCGUGAAGCGCCUUGCACCCAUGAGCAAGGAAGCCUUUCAUGCGUCGGCCGCUGGCACGGUUUUCCCCACACUUCCGCCGACUGACACUUCUGCCAGUGCACGUGGGGAAGCUGCGCGCUUGGCUCUAAGAGUGCUUUCAGAGCAUGCCGUAUCAGCCCUGGGAUCUAAUGGAUUUGUUGCGCGUGUGGCAAGUGAGGCUGGAUCACCGCCUGCGGCACAGCCGGCGGCAUUAGUGCCUGGGCCACCCACCACAGAUGCGUCCGCUAAACCUCCGACGGCUCUGCCAGAGAUGACGGAGACGUCGAUUUCUCUGGGCGGAGUGCAGCCGGCGGUAACAACUCCACUAUCGCAUCCGGUGACGCCGAUUGAUUCAACAACUUCGACAACGUUGACGCCGCUACCUUCAGCGGGUUCAGAUGCACCAGCGGCGACGGCAUCGUUGUCAAAGUCUUCAGGUUUUCCUGUGAUAGAAAUGUCGCAGAUGUCUUCAGCGUCUUCAGCGUCUUCAGCGUCGCAGGUAAAAGAAGACAUUACCGUGGUGGAGGCGGCACCGCGUCCACCAGCACAAGGUACUCUGGAUGCUGCGCCGACAGCACCACCGUUGUCUGCGCCGAGCGACGAUGCUACUGCUGCUGCGUCAGCGGUGUUGGCGGGACCGCCGACAGCACCAGCGGUUGAGGGUGCUGACCUGCCGGCGGGUGGCGAAGUACAGCCCGCGGUCAGUCUCGCCCGCAGCAGCAGCAACAACGACAGGAUUGCGACGGAGGCUUCAUCUUCGGAGGCGCCAUCUAUUCCCAGCACAUCCACAUCCACAGGCAUCGGUCUCCCAGAGUCAGGAGGAACCCUUGCCGCUCCAACCGACCAGCCCGCUCCAGCAUCGCCGCCACGAGAUACUGCUGGAAUGGCUACCUCUGUCGUACAUGCUGCUGCAACCACGCCAGCGCCACUCAUCCCGCCGUGGCGCCGCUUCAAGGAGCUGCAGCUGCCCCUGAGGCAACGGCGCGAGGCGCAAGCCGCGGCACAGCCGCCGUCGUCGGGCGCGACGUCUUCGGGGGUAGUCUCAACAGGCCCAACCCCGGUUGUGGUUCCGGCUGGGGCCCCAGCACCGUUGGUGAUAGCGACAUCAGUUCAGAUGGCAGGGGUCUCUGGGGCCCCUCGGGGCCUGGUCACUCCGUGGCCAGCCGUUAACUCCAGAGACGUGACCCCGCCGGCGGCGGCUCUUGCCACGGCGGCAGCAGCUAGCCCUACAGCGCCUGUGAAUGUCCAGAUUGUCCAUGCAGUCUCCCCGCCUCAAAUGCCACAGCCCCUGCAAUCGUCUAUCACGGCAGCGGCGCCUGUAUCGGCCCCGGUACCGGCCAAUACUGCUGCACCUGUGCCUACGCCUUUGGCGCCUGUGGCAGCUGCGGCGUCAGUGGCGGGGCCUCUGCCGCCGCCGGCAUCCGUGCCCCUGCCGCCACCGGUGGUACAGACACACCCGGGUCCAGCGACGAUCCGUCCAAGCUUCCUCUUGGCAGCGCGGUCUGGUUCAAUGCCAGCUGUGGCCGCCGGUGGAGGGGCUCCGCCACGGCCGGUCGCUUCGAUGAUGGCGCCUGUGCGACCUGUCCAAUCGGCCUUGGCUUCUGCAGCACAACCUGGGGUCCGCCCCAUCAUGCGACAGGUUAUCGCGCCGGGUCCCCAGCCCACGCAACUCGCGUCCGUGCCGCCGCUGCGACCAGCCGUCGCGGCCCCGGCUCCGCCCCCGGGACCAUCUGUAACCACGGGCGGGUUGCAAAUACCCACAUGGGAGCCACCCUCGGUUGCAGCGGUAGCGCCUCCGGCGGACGCGCAACUGGCUGCACUAGCAGAGCCCCCGCUUCCCCGUCAGCCAGCCACCCGUCUUCUCUGCCCUUUGUGCCACGAGCGCACAGGCUGCUGGUUCUUACUGAGCUGCAAGCACAUGGGCCCCUGCGAGGUGUGCUGUUCGGAACCCGAGCAGGUCCAAGCGAUGUACCCUACCUGUGUUCGUUGCGGUGAAGUGGUCUCGGCCAAAACGAUGAUGAAGGCGCGCGUAUCAUGAGAAUCCUCGGCGGCCGGUUCCCCCUCAUUCUGGGCAAGCUGGAGGACGACACGACUCUCCGGUGAGCGGUGGCCAUGUGCAUUUGCUGUUGGUGCUGCAGUGGGGUGGCUUGUGAGCGUCUCUUCGGACGGACUAGGACUAGGGAAAGAGCGGCCGGGGCUACGGAAUGGUUCAGAAGCGUCUUCGGAUGGGCGUGUGAAGGAAGCGUCGUGGAAUACCUUACCUCACUUAUGUGGCGUCGCGGCACAGCGAGCUACGUCGUCGGUGGUGUGUGUAUGGCGUAUGGUGGUAUUGGGGUAUUCGUUGGCGCGGGAGCCAGUGAAUGUGAGCCCACCCCGGACUCAAAGCGGAUUUGUGUGUUUUGAAGUGAAUGGGUAGGCGGGAUGCAGGAUAGGGAUAGGCGGGAUGCGGGAUGGGAAGCGGCGGUGCAUGGCCGAGACACAGUCGGUGUGGUGAGAGUCUGUUGUUGCCAGAGUCAGUGGGCUGUGUGCGAUCGAAACAGAUCAGUUCAUGCGAUGCCGCAGCGUGAACUGCGAAGUCAUAAGGGAGACUGAUAUGCUGUAUGCAAUUAGUCUCGAUUCCGUUUGCAACGCAAGAAGGAGGGCGGCAACAGGGUUCAAGGCUGCGCAGUAAGAACAUAUCUAACUGACGAAUCUGCUCUUACGUUAGUCUGCGCUGCUCUGCUCUGCCCUUUUUUGACAGUUGCGGUGUAAAAGAGUGCGGUCCUGUUAGUCCUUUGUCGCGGCGCAAAUUUUUUGCUGAGCCGGAUGGUAGCAUGCUAAAGGCAUCCGAAAAGACAGGGUUGGCGAGCGUGGUGGUAUGAUGCGUGGGCGGCGAAUUUCAGGUGACAAUUAUUGCCCGUGGAAACUGUCUUGCGGAAGGUACAAUUUUUUUGUGGCCCCAGGGCAGUCUCAGGGCGGCAUUCGACUGCGUUGGAUAGGACGGCUCUGAGAAAAGGACACAUGAAGUCAAAAUAUAUUCAGCUUUAUCCUUAUCAUCGCAGCCGCGCUGGGGUUUUGAACUUAGCUUGAUUACCUGUUAGCAAAUGUUUGCAAACGUGUUGGAAUGCGCGGUGAGGCAGGGAUGAGUGGAAUCUUUGCGGGGCAGUAAUGGCACCCUGGACAGCUGUGAUAUUAGGACUUGAGGUGAUGUGCGUUGAAAUCUACGUUCGAAAG